AUGAAGCUCUUCGGGUGGGGUAGCGACACCACGCAGCUGCCGCCCGACCGGCUGCGCGUCUCGCAGCUGGCCUGCGGUGUCGGGUGCCUGCAGGCAGCGUCAGGCAUCCCCCUCGCGUCCGACUGCUGCGCUUACGAGCCCACCCAAAGGCUUCUUGCGGUCAGCACUACAGAUGGCCGGGUCAAGAUCUUCGGCCGCGAGGGCGUCGAGCGCACGCUGCGCUGCGGCAGCGGCGCGCCCCACCCCGCGGCGAGGCAGCUGCUGUUCCUGGUUAACCGGGGCGCGGUCCUGCGGGUGGACGAGGCGGGGCGGCUGCAGCUGUGGGCGAUCGAGCCCGACGCCGUCGGCGCCGGCGACGCCGCCGCCGCGGGCGCGGCGGCGGGUGCAGGGGCGCCACUGCAGCAGCUGGAGCUGGGCGGGGGUGACGCGGUCACGUUUGCAGCGGCGAUGCAGCGGGAGCCGUUCCUGCUACUCGGGUGCCGCAGCGGCGCGGUGCGCGUGGCGCAGAUGGUCAACGCGUCCGGCUCGGGCGUGACGGCGGCGCGGCAAGUGCGGGGGCUCAAGCUCACGUCGUAUAGCA
This is a messenger RNA of Monoraphidium neglectum, 580 nucleotides long. RefSeq lists its product as hypothetical. Gene Ontology annotation, molecular function: GTPase activator activity; syntaxin binding; myosin II binding. Lineage: Eukaryota; Viridiplantae; Chlorophyta; Chlorophyceae; Sphaeropleales; Selenastraceae. The record is from RefSeq and is a predicted model, not a curated record. The annotation marks the transcript as partial. The transcript has 3 exons. Gene Ontology annotation, cellular component: cytoplasm; plasma membrane. Gene Ontology annotation, biological process: regulation of exocytosis.